This is a messenger RNA of Eimeria maxima, 1398 nucleotides long. RefSeq lists its product as hypothetical. The coding region runs from base 1 to 1398 and encodes 465 amino acids. Lineage: Eukaryota; Apicomplexa; Conoidasida; Eucoccidiorida; Eimeriidae. The transcript has a single exon. The record is from RefSeq and is a predicted model, not a curated record.
AUGAAUUCUUCGUCCCCAGCAGCAGCAGCUGCAUCUCCUGCAGCAGGAUCUGCUGCUGCUGCUGCAGCUCCUGCUGCUGCAGCUCCUGCUGCUGCUGCUGCUGCUCCUGCUGCAGCAGGAGUAAAGAAGUUUUCUUUUUCCUUAAAGAAGAAUACAGCAGAUGGUGGUGGUCGUGGUGGUAUAAAGAUUCAGUUAGGUUCUUCUUCGGGUGUACGUACACCUCAAGGUAGAGGAGGAGGAUCUACUACUACUACUACUACUGCUGCAGCAGCAGCAGCAGCAGCAGUAUUAGGAUUUGAAUCAGCAGCAGCAGCAAAUAAAGGAGAAGAGAGGAAGGUGCAGCAAUUAAUAAGUAUAACAGCAGGAGGGGAACUAGAGGUAAUAGGGGGAGGAGACAAGGAGGAGUCUCCUCCUGUUAUACCAUGUAAGCAUCCCUUACCUUUAUCUGCAUAUAGGAAACGUAUAGAGGAGCAGCAGCAGCAGAAGCAGCAGCAGCAGCAACAGCAGCAGCAGCAGCAGCAGCAGCAGGAAGAGGAACCUCCGCCUAAAUGGGGCUUAAUAGAAGUUAAACGGUCAAGACCUGCAGCACCGAAGGCAGCAGCAACUGCAGCAGGAGCAGCAGCAGCUGCAGCAGCAGCAGCAACAACUGCAGCAACUGCAGCAACAGCAGCAGCAGCAGGUGCGAAGUCGGAGACAUCACCAGUAGCAGCAGUAGCUGUAAAGACAGAGCCGGGUACAGAACCACCAGCAGCAGCAGCAGCAGCAGCAGCACCAGCAGCAGCAGCAGCAGCAGCAGAUGGUGCUGCAGCAGGUCAGCUUAAGGGAGUAAAGCAGGAAGUUGGUGCUGCAGGGGAAGGAGACCCAUCAGCAGGAGCAGCAGGAGAAGCAGCAGCAGCAGCAGCAGCAGCAGCAGCAGCACCAAUAGGUCCUUUAUUAAGUAAUAAUUCUUUAUUAGGUACAGUACGUCGUAAAUAUUUACUAGAGAAGCAGCAAAAACGUGUAAAAAAAGACAGCAGCAGCAGCAGCAGCAGCAGCAGCAACAGCAGCAACAGCAGCAGCAGCAGCAGCAGGGGAGAACCAGAGAAGGAGCUGCUGCAGCGCGAACUAUCUGUACUACCUGAUGCUCCUCCCCCUACCUCUGCUGCUUAUGACGCUAUGCCUGUUGAGUCCUUUGGUGCAGCAAUGCUAAGAGGAAUGGGGCUGCAUGCGCUACCUUCUGCUGCUGCUGCUGCUGCUGCUGCUGCUGCACCUAUUAAAAGGCGUAUGUACACCCGAGCAGGACUAGGCAGCGAAGAAAGGAUGGAGAAGCUGCAUAGACACCUCAAGAAACAACAAGAAGAAAAUAAAUUAAUUAAUAAACAUAAACAAAUAUUUAUUCCUCUUAAUAAUAAUAAAUAA